Messenger RNA from Onthophagus taurus, 4766 nucleotides. It is a transcript of the gene TppII, whose product is annotated as Tripeptidyl-peptidase II. Gene Ontology annotation, biological process: proteolysis. Lineage: Eukaryota; Metazoa; Arthropoda; Insecta; Coleoptera; Scarabaeidae. Gene Ontology annotation, molecular function: tripeptidyl-peptidase activity; serine-type endopeptidase activity. The record is from RefSeq and is a predicted model, not a curated record. Gene Ontology annotation, cellular component: cytosol.
CUUUUCGGAAACUACAAGAAAAAAAAAAUUUUUUAAAUCCACAUUAAACGUCGGUGUAUUAAAAUUAUUAAUAUCGCAAUAAUGAUUAAAGAAUAAACAAAGUGUUAUAUUCGUUAUCUUAUCUUUGUUCCAUACGGUGGUGGUGAGUUACCUCUUAUAAUUAACAAAAAACAGUCGGAAUUGGUAGUGGUGGGUUAUCAUCAUACAAUACCAUCCAAAAGUAUUGACCUGUCAAACUCAAAACGUGCAGUUUGAGAAGAUAAGAACGACACCUAAAGAGCGAGAUUUUUGUAGUGUUUUUUCGGUAUUCGUGGUCCUCGUAUAAAACGUUAACGACCGGACGGUCAAAUUUAGAAUCGAACGACCGACCCCUCCGACUUUUCCCCCCAGAACAUUAUUUUGCAAAUUAUGACUUGCAACUCGUCCCGUUAAAAUCCCUGAGUUGUUAUCAACUAUCUCGCAUUUAUCGUGCAACCAAACCCGCCCGAAAUCCACGUGUAAUAACAUAAGAAAACGCUGAAACAAUCAUUUUCAUUGCACUGUACAGGUUAUAUCAAAAAGUACUUGCUAUAUUUGGAGAUUAUUUAAAAUGACGAGUGUUACGGAAGAAGAUUACCCAUUCGAGGGUUUAAUGCCUAAGCGGGAAACUGGAGUCUCAUCUUUUUUAACAAAAUAUCCCGAGUAUGAUGGAAGAGGUACUAUUAUAGCUAUUUUCGAUUCUGGUGUUGAUCCAGGUGCACCAGGAAUGCAAAAAACUACCGAAGGCAAAACAAAAAUACUUGAAAGAUUCGACUGUAGUGGUUGCGGCGAUGUAGAUACUUCAAUGAUUGUCCAAGCCAAAGAAGGUCACAUAAUCGGUUUGUCCGGUAAAAAACUAAAAAUUCCUGACACUUGGAAAAAUCCCACCAACAAUUACCGCGUGGGUAUAAAACGUAUAUUUGACUUGUACCCCGAGCGAUUGAGGGAACGCUACCAAGAAGAAAACAAAGAAAAAAAUUGGGAGAAUGAACACAAGAUACAUCUGGCGAAAGCAAACCGAACUUUAUCAAAGUUUGAUUCAACCGCUACUUUAUCGGAAUCAAAAAAAUUGUUUAAGGAGGACUGCGAAAAUACAGUUGAGAUGUUAACCAACUUUGAUAAAAAAUACACUGAUUAUGGACCCAUUUUGGAUUGCGUUUUGUUCCAUGAUGGGGCGAAAUGGGUUGCUUGUGUUGAUACGACCGAAAAAGGAGAUCUUGGAAAGUGUGAAUUACUCGGGGAGUACAGUGUCACUCACGAAUACGCCACUUUAACAGAUACAGAUAUGUUAAAUUAUAGUAUUAACGUUCAUGAUGGAGGAAAUGUUCUAGAACUAGUCGGUUUAUGCUCUAGUCAUGGGACGCAUGUAGCAUCAAUUGCUUCCGCUUAUUUUCCCGAUCAACCAAAACUCAACGGUGUUGCGCCUGGUGCUCAAAUAGUUUCAUUAACAAUAGGUGAUGGACGGCUGGGUUCCAUGGAAACUGGUACAGCUUUAGUUCGUGCUAUGAUUAAGGUUAUGGAGUUACAAAAAACUUACCCUAUUCAUGUGAUAAAUAUGAGUUAUGGUGAACAUGCACAUUGGUCGAAUGCUGGCCGUAUCGGUGAAUUAAUGAAUGAGGUAGUAAACAAAUACGGUGUGGUUUGGGUGGCAUCGGCCGGAAAUCACGGUCCUGCGUUAAGUACGGUUGGAACACCACCGGAUAUUAGCCAAGAAACGGUUAUAGGUGUCGGGGCAUACGUUUCCCCGGAAAUGAUGAUAGCUGAAUAUUCGAUGAUGCAAAAACUCCCUGGGAUGCCAUAUACUUGGUCGUCGCGUGGUCCAACCAUCGAUGGUGGUUGUGGUGUUACAGUGUGCGCCCCAGGUGGCGCUAUCACUUCAGUUCCAAACUUCACCUUACGUAAUUGUCAAUUGUUUAAUGGUACCUCGAUGGCUUCGCCUCAUGUAGCUGGAGCGGUGGCCGUUUUAAUUUCCGGUUUGAUUCAAAAAAAUGUUCCUUAUUCGCCGUAUUGUGUGAAACGGGCUUUGGAAAAUUCGGCGACUAAGUUGGAUGAUGUCGAACCGUUCGCGCAAGGCCAUGGAUUGUUGAACGUUGAGAAAGCUUUCGAAUUAUUACAGAUGUUUAAAAAUGCUCAAGAAAGAGACGUUCGAUUUCAUAUAACAUGUAGCGGCGUUGGUGCUAAAGGGAUUUAUAUAAGAAAUAAAUUAAAUACGAAGAUUCAUACGUGUGCUGUAAACGUUGAACCGAAUUUUAAACACACAACAAAUACAGUUGAAAACGUUUCUUCCAAAUUAACGUUUAAUAUGAGAUUAAGUUUUGUUUGUGACGCAUCCUACAUCACAUAUCCGCCUCAUUUAGAUUUAUCAAACGGACCUAGAGGGUUCAUUGUAAAAGUUGAUACUUCCGGAUUAGCACCUGGUGUUCAUAGAACGAUGAUUGAAGCUUACGACGUUACGUGUGUACAAAAAGGUCCGAUAUUUCAUAUUCCCGUCACUAUUAUUCAACCGGUCGAUAUCCCGAAACCAAAGUAUACGUUGGAAUAUAAAAAAUUAUUCAAACCAAACACGAUCCAUCGACAAUUUUUCACCGUUCCGGAUUUAGCCACCUGGGCCGUUUUAAGAUUGAGAACUUGCGAAACUGAAGCUAUGGGGAGCUUCGUUAUACAUUGUAUGCAAAUCUUGCCAAAACAAAGCUGUAAAAGCUUAGAAAUUAAUCGACAAUGCGUCGUCACGUGUACGAGCGAUUGUGUUCAUAGCUUUCCCGUUCGCGGCGGGAUCAUGCUCGAAGUUGUUGUCGCUAAAUAUUGGGCUAGUCUUGGCGAGGUGAACGUUGAUUAUUCCAUUUCUUUUCAUGGCAUAAAACCAUCCCAACCUUCCAUUGUUAUGCAAGCCGCCGAUGGUAUUCAUAUGCUUGAUGUUACUACCAUGCAAGGCGAAGAAGUUUUACCAACUAUUACUUUAAAAAAUUCCGUUCAAAUAUUAAGACCAUCUGAUUCUAAAAUAGCACCAUUAACAGACCGCGAUAUAAUCCCACCAAGUAGACAAAUUUACGAAUUAUGUUUAACUUAUCCCUUUCACAUAACAAAAGCAACCGAGGUAUCUCCAAAUAGUCCGUUAUUAAGCGACGUUUUAUAUGAAUCGGAAUUUGAGUCUCAACUUUGGAUGCUAUACGAUAAUAAUAAACAAUAUUUGGGCUCCGGCGAUGCGUAUCCAUCAAAAUACACCAUAAAAUUGUCCAAAGGCGAUUACGUAAUAAAAAUGCACAUUCGCCACGACAAAAAGGAGUAUUUAGAAAAGUUAUCAGAAACACCGUUGCUGUUAAAUCAAAAACUUAGCGCGAAUAUUAUUUUGGACGUUUACGGCAGCCACACUCAAGCGGUUAUUGGCGGAAAAAAAGCUGUUUCUGGGCACACGAUGCAAUCGUCGACUAUACCGCUGUAUAUAGCACCCUUAGCGUCAGAUAAAUAUGUCGCUAAAAGUAAUAAUCCGGCGCAAUAUUUAACGGGAAUUAUAACGUACGCUAAAGAUGAAUUAGGCAAAAAAGCGGACACAUAUCCUUUCAAAUAUAUUUUAUUUGAAACGGGGAAAAGAUCUUCGAAUGAUAAAAAUGUCGAUAAGGAUAAAUCGAAACAAGAUGAAUAUCACGACGCGGAAAGAGAUUUAAAAAUAUUAUGGUUAUCCAAAUUUGGUAAAAAUUUUUUAUAUAGUAUUAUUUUAAAUAUUAAUUAUUUAUUUUUAGAAACAAGCUCUGCAACCGACGAAUUUUAUUUGGAUUUAUGCAAAGAGUAUCCGGAUAGUUUAGAAGUACAUUCAUCGUAUUUACAAUGUAUUGAUCCAUUUGAACCAAAGAAACAACUUCCGUUUGUGUAUAAACCACAAUCGCAUAUGGUUAGCAAAUCGAGUGUUCGUAAAUAUAUUGAAGUGUGCAAUAAAAUUUUAAGUUCAGUUGAUCAAGAGAAAAUACUUGCUCAUUUUGCGAUAAAAAUUGAUCAACGACCGGACGCCGGUCAGAUUCGACAACAAAUGGAACGCCAAAAAAAUAUUUUAAUAGAAGCGUUGUGUAGAAAAGGAAUGUAUUUGUGUUUAUUUAGUGAUUUGAAAGAUUCAAUGCAAUCCGACGGUGACGACGUUUCUCCCGAAGAAAUUGUUGAUGUUUGGCAAAAUUUACAAAAAUUUGUUGAUCCCACCGAUAGUAAAAUUACAAACAUGUACGUUUUGUAUUUUGGUUUAUGGCAUGCGUGUUAUCACAAACAUUAUGGGCGAAUGAUAAAAUACCUAACUCGAAUUCAAGAAGAAAAAUCUUUAGAAGAAAUUGAAGAAAAAAUUAUUGAAGUUUGUCAUGUGUUAGAGUGGAACCAUGUAGUGUUAUAUCUUGAACGAGGAAUUUUAUCAAAGUUCCCAUUGGCGUAUAAGCCAUUUUAAAGAAAAUUUAAAAAAUAACUACGUACCUUAAUGUACCUUAAUUAACCACUGUGGAUUUUGCGAAUUACGAAUCGUUUCGAAAAUGUUCACUUUUUUUUUUGGCCGUUCUCGUGUUCAAUAAAACUUAAAUAAAAAAAAUAAAAUAAUUAUAUAUGAACCGUUUCCGUUCAUAUAAUUCAUUACGACGAGCAUUUUUUACGUUAACAUUUUUUAAAAGUGCCUUCAUUCAUUCACCUGCAAACAGUUCUCAUUGCCAAAUUGUUUCUCUUCUUGCAAAUUUAAAAAUGAUAAAUUAAAAAAAUAAAAACAAAGCUUCGUUUUCAGUAAA